CUGACGGUCGAUUGGAAAGCAGCAAAUGUUUUUCUGUCUGUAUUUCCCCGCGUUUCCGGCAGGUGGCAGUAGCUCAUCUGUUAACUCUGAACUCCACAGAAGAAGAAGCGACAGCCGUGUUUGUGUCAGAAAAGCUGAAUAAGUGCAGCCGUCUAUUGUUAGUUGGUUGUGUUUGUGUGAGUUUGAUGAAAGUGACACAGCAACCUGAGAAACCAAAAUAGCCUGUGACGUGAUUUGAGAUGUAUUACUAUAGAUAUGAGAACGCGGAAGUGAGCUGCUGCUACAAAUACCUAAUGUUCAGCUACAACAUCAUCUUCUGGCUGGCUGGAGUUGCUUUUAUUGCGGCUGGUUUUUGGGCGUGGAGUGAAAAGGGAAUCCUGUCGGACCUGACCCAGGUGACCCGGCUGCGUGGUUUUGACCCGGUCUGGUUGGUCCUGGUGGUUGGUGGAGUCACCUUCAUCCUGGGCUUUGCAGGCUGUGUGGGAGCUCUGAGAGAAAACAUCUGUCUGCUUAAGUUUUUUUCAGGCCUAAUCGGAUUCAUCUUCUUCUUGGAGCUGACAGCGGCAGUUCUGGCGGUGGUUUUUCAGAGUCAGGUCAGAGAUUGGAUCAAUAAGUUGUUCCUGGCAAAUGUGAAAGCAUACAGAGAGGACAUCGACCUGCAGAACCUCAUCGACUCUCUGCAGAGGAUGAACCACUGCUGUGGUGCUCAGCAACCCGACGAUUGGGAUCAGAACAUUUACUUCAGCUGUAAUGAGACUCAUCGCAGUAGAGAAAAGUGCGGAGUUCCUUUUUCCUGCUGCAUCACUGAUCCUGCUGAUUCGGUGGUGAACACUCAGUGUGGCUACGAUGUGAGAAAACGACCGGAGGGGGAGUGGAGUAAUCAUAUCUACGUUAAAGGGUGUAUCACAGCUUUGGAGGACUGGUUACCCGGAAAUCUCUACACUGUGGCCAUUGUCUUCAUUGUUGUCUCUCUGCUACAGAUGGUGGGGAUCUACCUGGCCAGGACUCUGAUCUCUGACAUUGAGAAGGUCAGAUUCAGCUACUGAAGCCUCCACCUGUUGGGGGUAGGGCUUACAACAGGUGUUACUGGAUCAAGUGUCUCCAGCCACAUGCCGCUUUCUUCUUCUUUAGUGUCUCUGCUGUAUCUUCACAUCAACAGCUUAGUCUUCUUCUGAUUAUAUAGUUGCUAUGGUGACAGGAACCACGGCAGUCUUCUGUUUUGUUUGUUUACACUGAAAUACUAGGAGCAUUCUCUAAGAGAUGCUUUGUUGAUGAAUGAGUUAUAUUUUUUUGUUGUUUUGUCACUGUGAGCAUCAUUGUGUAAGAGAUUUGUACCAGACUGCCUUCACUUUUCCUGUGUUUUAACAUUUUUCAGGUUUCAACCCUAACCCUCCUUUUCUACUUUUUGAAUGUUUAUUGGACCAGUGUGACCUUUGGCUGUUUACUGUUCAGCACCACCUUCAUCACCAUGAUUUUACUUCCAGGUUGAACUUGGGUCUCCACAUCAUGUGUUUCAUACUGAUGUUCUUCCUCAUCGUCUAUUAAUCACUGAUGAUUUUCUUUCUGUUAGUCUUUUUGGCUUUCAAGUGUCAUAUUAAUCUUGUUUGUUGAAAACUCAAAGAGAAUCAGUUUACUAAGAUGGAAAUCACUGGAGAAAGUCACAGGAGAGAAUAAGAUGAUUAAUGUAUGAAAUUAUUGAUUCGCAUGCGGUCUUCACCUUCAGUGAUUUAAAACAGGAGCUGAAAUGUUUUGUAAAAACAUCCCUAGAUUAUGACCUCAGCUCAGGUGUGAACUGGGACAGUGAGAAGAGGAGGAGUUAGUGAUGUCAUCCAGGUGUGAUAGAUCAGGUGAAGUCCCUUCCACACUGAUCUGUUGCAAACCGCUGAUCUGAACUUAUAGAAACACAAGGAACAGCUGGAAAUCUUCAUGUGAACCUGGAAACAUUAAAUAUUUGUGGCCAAAAAAGGUUGCUGAAUAAUUUUUUGUUUGAUUGGCUGUGUAGCUGUAAACAUGACAAGAAACCCGAACCCUCUUUUUCUACAUUUUGAAUGUUUAUUGAACCAAUACAUAUUGAUACUGUAUGGUAAUAUAAUUCAUACGGUAUAGUAUCAGCAUGUAAUACAGAAUUCUUAUUGAGGAAGGACACCACAGAGGAAGAAUCACAGUUCAAACUGAAAAUAAAUCAUUAAAACCAUGAACUGUUCUUUAAACUCUUGAAGCCAAGUCAUCACAUGUUUAACUAAGAAUGACGUCACGGACACUGGAUUCAAGAUUAAGUGCUUUGAAUAAAUACAAUGUUUAUGUACAAAUAAAGAUUUCAGGAUGUUGGAGCCGAUAAGAACAAACCAGACAAUUCAAUUUUAAGAAAUGUU
Molecule: messenger RNA, 2372 nt
Organism: Monopterus albus (swamp eel)
Lineage: Eukaryota; Metazoa; Chordata; Actinopteri; Synbranchiformes; Synbranchidae
Gene: tspan14
Product: tetraspanin 14
Exons: 9
Coding region: 240-1046 (268 amino acids)
Cellular component (GO): plasma membrane
Source: RefSeq, a predicted model, not a curated record